CUGCGCAUGCGCCGCUGCCUAACAACUCUGCUCCAGGAAUUUCUCCUGGGAGAGGCCAGAGUGUCCCAGGGCUUGGCCAGACCCACAGCCCUACCGGUGUGGGGCCGGGUGCGGGGACUGAAGAAGGGCAAGGGCGAGCGGCUGGGGCGAGGGCGAGCGGGAGGCCAGCAGGUGGCCGCAGCCAUGGAGAGGCUCUCAGCAGCCGCUUUCUAGGGCCUGUAGGACUCGCGCCGCCAAAGUCCCUUCAGUCAGCUGGUCUACACCAGCAACGACUCUUAUGAGAUCCACCACCACAGGGAUCUCAGGAAUAUCCACGAAGCUGCCUGGCAGGGCCAAGACCGGAAGCUGCAGAAGAUGAUGAAGAAGAGGAAGACAAUGGACCUGAACACAAGAGACGCGAACAAUAGGACUGUGCUACACUUGGCCUGUGCCUACGGCCAUGAGAAUGUAGUAACUUUACUGGUAGACAGGAACUGCUUGCUUGACAUCUGUGAUGGCGAAAACAGGACACCUCUGACGGAGGCUCUACAAUGUCAGAGGGAGGCUUGUGCAAAUAUUCUGAUAGAUUCUGGUGCUGAUCCAACUAUCGUAGAUGUGUAUGGCAACAUGGCUCUCCAAUAUGCAGUUUACAGUGAGAGUUUGUCAAUGGUGGCAAAACUGCUGUCCUGUGGUGCAGAUAUUGAAGUGAAAAACAAGGCUGGACUCACACCACUUUUACUGGCCAUAACAAAAAGAAGUGAGCAAAUUGUGGAAUUUUUACUGACAAAAAAUGCAAAUGCAAAUGCAGUUAAUAAGUUUACAUGCAUUCAUCAACAACUUUUGGAAUAUAAGCAAAAGAUAUCUAAAAAUCCUCAAAAUAGCAAUCCAGAAGAAACAUCUGAAGGAACACCUGACAAGGCUGCACCCUUGGCAGAGAGAAUGCCUGAUGAGGCUACACCCGUGGUGGAGAGAAUGCCUGAGGAGGCUGAACAUUUGGCGGGAGAGAAGGUCUGAUGAGGCUGGAGGCUUGGCUGAAAGAACGCCUGAUGAAUCUGCACCCUUGGUGGAGACAACGCCUGAGGAGGCUGAAAGUUUGGGGGAGGAAACCACUGAUGAGGCUGCAGGCUUGAUGGAAAGAACACCUGAUGAGGCCGCGCCCAUGAUGGAAAAGACGCCUGGGGAGGCUGAACACUUGGCAGACAGAAGGCCUGACGAGGCUGAAUGCUGGGAAGAAAGAAGGCCUGAUGAUUCUGAAAGCAUGGAGGAAAGAACUCUUGAGGAGGCAAGGCUGAAAGCCUGGUGGAGGGAUCGCCUGACUGCAAUUAGCUUAGCUUAAUCAUUUCUCUUUAUGGAGAUGGGAUGGGGGUAAUGGGGAUAAUGGAAUAAUAAAUGUCUAAAUAAAUUUGUGUUUCUGCAGCAAGAA
Messenger RNA from Callithrix jacchus (white-tufted-ear marmoset), 1402 nucleotides. Lineage: Eukaryota; Metazoa; Chordata; Mammalia; Primates; Cebidae. The record is from RefSeq and is a predicted model, not a curated record.